Messenger RNA from Varanus komodoensis (Komodo dragon), 4555 nucleotides. It is a transcript of the gene SEMA6B, whose product is annotated as semaphorin 6B. The coding region runs from base 278 to 2641 and encodes 787 amino acids. Lineage: Eukaryota; Metazoa; Chordata; Lepidosauria; Squamata; Varanidae. The transcript has 14 exons. Gene Ontology annotation, molecular function: semaphorin receptor binding; chemorepellent activity. Gene Ontology annotation, biological process: positive regulation of cell migration; semaphorin-plexin signaling pathway; neural crest cell migration. The record is from RefSeq and is a predicted model, not a curated record.
GUACUGGGACUACCAAACAGCUCAUUUGGGAUUAACAUCUUGCAGUGAUUAAUGUCUUGGCCUUUUUCCAGAGUGACGUUUCAGGUUUGCCGCAUGCCUUUGAAUUUGGGAAGUCUGGAGACCAGUUUCCCAUCAUCCCUGGCACACAGAGCUCUUGUGAUGCAAGCAACACAACUCGAGAGAAAAUCGUGGGAUGUAAAGUGUGCGCAGUGCCUGGUUUAAUCUGGUAGGAAAUGUCCUAAGGCUGCUUCCCACUGGCAUCUGGCGAAGAAAUCAGAUGUGGGGAUAUCCUGGGCUCCGCCACCCAGCUGCUCUUUCACCUACUCCCAACUUGUGGGUUCCAGAGACGAGCCGACGAAUUGACUCCAUUCCACCCACGCUGAUGGGUGGGUCAGCGCUGGGCAAAAACUGGGAAGAACCAGGUGUGAUGGGCACUUUGCGAGCAGACACGAUGAGACCCACGCGUCUGUCUCUUGUCCUGCUUCUACUGCUGCUGGAGACGCCGACACACGCCCUCUUCCCUGAGGAGCCUGGCCCCAUCUCCGUGGCCCUGGAUGACUAUGUGAAACAGUAUUCAGUCUUCGUGGGCAAUGGAAUAGGCCGGUUCUCCAGCCAAGAUGGCGGGGCAGAGCGACUCAGCAUCCAGCGGAUACUGACAUUCAAUAGGACGCUGUUCAUCGGGGAGAGGGAUAAUUUGUACCGCAUAAGUUUGGAGCCUGCCUCUGCCAGCGAAAUGCGCUACCAUCGGAAACUAACAUGGACCUCAAACCAGCAUGAUAUCAAUAUUUGUCGGAUGAAGGGAAAACAUGAGGCAGAAUGCCGGAAUUUCAUCAAAGUGCUGCUUCUGCGUAACGAUGACAUGCUCUUCGUCUGCGGGACCAACGCCUUCAACCCCACCUGUGCCAACUACAGCAUAAAUGCUCUAGAACUUAUCGGGGACAACAUCAGCGGAAUGGCCCGGUGCCCCUACGACCCAAAGCAUGCCAAUGUCGCUCUUUUUACAGGGGGGAUGCUGUUUACCGCCACGGUGACGGAUUUCCUGGCCAUCGACGCGGUAAUUUACCGCAGCCUCGGAGACAGCCCGACCCUGCGCACCGUCAAGCACGACUCCAAAUGGUUCAAAGAACCUUACUUUGUCCACACCGUGGAAUGGAAAAGCCACGUCUAUUUCUUCUUCCGGGAAAUUGCCAUGGAGUUCAACUACUUGGAGAAGGUCGUGGUUUCGCGGGUGGCCCGCGUGUGUAAGAACGACAUGGGCGGCUCGCAGCGGGUGCUGGAGAAGCAAUGGACCUCCUUCCUCAAGGCCCGCCUCAACUGCUCGGUGCCGGGCGACUCGCACUUCUACUUCAACGUCAUCCAGUCGGUGACGGACAUCCUGGAGAUUGACGGGAGGCCCAUGGUGCUGGCCGUCUUCUCCACACCCGCUAACAGCAUUCCCGGCUCGGCUGUCUGCGCCUUUGACAUGGCCCAGAUCGCCUCUGUCUUUGAAGGGCGCUUCCGGGAGCAGAAAUCCCCCGAGUCCAUUUGGACCCCAGUGCCGGAGGAGCUGGUGCCCAAGCCACGGGCUGCCUUCGAGCAGGACAUCAGUGGCGUGAAGACCUCUCACCUUGGUGACUGUGAAGGGCUGGUGACCGAAAGCUUCGUGGAUGAGCCGGACGGUCUGGUGUCCGUGAACCUGCUCGUGAUCUCCUCUGUUGCGGCCUUCGUCAUCGGGGCCGUGAUCUCGGGCUUCAGCGUCUGCUGGUUCAUCGGUCAGCGCGACCGGAAGGAGCUGGCCCGCCGCAAAGACAAGGAGAGCAUUCUGUCGCACAGCGAGUCCGUGGUGAGCGUCAGCCGCCUGGGGGACCGGCGGACCCGGGGGGGGCCCGGCAGCGGGCCACCAGAGAACCUGCUGGCCCCGCUCAUGCAGAACGGGUGGCCCAAGGGGCUUCUCAAGGUCAGCCAGCACGAGCUGGAUUCGGGCGUCCUGCCCACGCCGGAGCAGACGCCCCUGCAGCAGAAGCGGUGCCCCAAGCCGUGCGCCUGGGAGUACAGCCACAACCUCAUCAGCGCCACCCUGCGGAGCGGGGACCCGCCGUCCUCCGUCAUCCUGCUGCACGCGGGCCACGGCCAGAUGCCGCACCACAUCAGCUCCGGCCGGGUCAUCCCCAUCGCCUGCCACUCCAUGCUGAUGGACCAGGAGCUGGAGGGUGAAGGCGGAGACCUCUCUCUGGACAUGCGGUACCUGCCCGUCAGCGGGGGCGAGGAACCCCGUGGGGUCCAGGCGCAGCCCCCGCAGCUGCAGCAGGCGCUGCCGCCGUCCUCGCACCAGCCCGGCGGGACACGGAGCUCCUACGGCGGCGAGCCCCCCAUCACGCCACACGACAGCCCAGACCGGCGGCGGGUGGUGUCGGCCCCGGGCGGGGAGACAGGGGACCCCACCCAGUGGAACCUCAACAAGCUGAACUCGAAUAGCAACAACGCCACCAGCAAAGCGAAUGCACAGCUGAGACGCACCCACACUUUCAACAGCGGGGAAGGCCCAGCAGCUUACGCCCGAGCCCAGCGGGCACCGACACUGGGGCCACAGCACACCCUGGCAGACUUGAGCCAGUUCCUGAAGUACACGGGCAUCGAACGGACUCCCUCCUCAGUCAAAUAAGGCGCCACGGGGGCGCGGCGUGGCUUGGUAACCUCCCUCCUCGCGGGAAACAGAGGCAGGGUUUUGUGGCAGUGCGGGAAGGGUGAAUCAGGAAUGACAGUGGGAGACGCCUCUCCCCCUCGGGGGUGGGGGGGGAAGUCUGGAGGACGAGGACCUGGGCUGCCCCCUCCCAGGCCUGUAGAUUGUCGGGGCGUGGGGGUCACCAGGGAGGUGCAACUUGCUGCACAAAGGGGGAACCUCUUCAGUGUGUGCGUGUGUGUGUUUGGGGGUUACUUCAUCCUGGCUCUCCCUCAUCAGACUCUUCCUCACCGCUGAGUGGUGCCCCCUCCUUUCUGAUGGGGCAGGUGGGGCAGGCCCAGAGGUCAUCCUGCCCGCCCCAGCAAAGCUACGACCGUGAUUAUUAUCGUUGUUGUUAACGGGACCGGCUGGAUCGACAAUCGCAAAAUGAACGAAUGGGAAACAGCAGCCGCUAGAAAAGUUCCAGAAGGCCAUGCACAAGGAUUCGGGGAUGCCUACCAGUUGUUCUCCCCAUCCCAGCCCAUGCCCAGCCUUGUUUCAAAUUUGAUUUUGUUCUACAGUGUUCAGUUGGAGCAUAGUACCAGAUUGUGAAAAGCAGGUAAUCUGCGUCCAGAUUCCAUUUAGCUUUCCCCAUCUGGUUCUGUCCACUUUUUAUGAGAUUCUCCUGUGUUUCUUGCACACACACACACACACACACACACACACACACAGGCAAAAGCCCCUGGUCAUCCUAUCCUCACCUCCUGGGCGACCCCAGGAAGGAGUGCUGGCUUGCAGGCGGGUCUGCUGGUCUGUCGAGACCUUUCUCCAGGUGGGCCACUCAAGUGGAGCUGGUGGCCAGGAAGGAGUGAAGAGGAGCCCCAUCUCAUGGUUGCCUGGAGCCCUUCACAGCUGGAGAACACGAGGCCAAAUCCAGCCUGGGUGGCCACAACUUUUUUCUUGGCACCACUUCCGCCGUCCCUACAGCCUCCAAACUUUUGAUGCUCUCCUGGGUUUCGUGACACCUUCUUCCCGCUUUCUAAAAAGCGGAGAUCUCUCUCCUGACACUUGGUGGCUGGCAGUUUCAGCUGCAAUGCUGCAGGGAAAGUCUUGUUGGUCCCACCGCUUUUUCCGCAGCCCACCCACCCUGGAAGAUAGCCUGCGGGAGCCGCUCUGAAAAAAAAUGCGGCCCUCGGGCUGAAAGCAGUUCCACACCUCUGGUGCAAGUGCCCCCAAGCUCCAGCAGAGAAUUCCAGGAAUUCCAGUGCUUUUUCUCAAAGGAUGGCUAAGGUCAAAGGGGUGACUGGGAACAGCCACACUUCCUUGGUGGCAUUAGCUGGUUUGUGGUGAAUCUGCUUUAGUUUGUCAUGUCGACAAGCGAGACUAACCCAUCCUGUGGGUUACAUGAGAGGAGGGGACAUUCUCCCCUCACCUGCCUUUUCCCUCUGCCUUUCCGUUCGUCUUUUGGUUUCUUUCAAGAAGGGAAAAAUAUUAGCCGUUCUGUAUCAGGAACAGGCUGGCAGGUAUGAUGCGCUGAGUUGUGGGGGGAGACGAGGAGUUGUGGUGCUGAGUUGUGGGGUGACUGCAAGAGUCCCAUGUGGGGCGACUUCUUGUUUCCCUCCCCCCCCCAUAUCAACUGCACAAAGAAGGGGUCUGAUGGGCUUUAGACACAAUCCUUAUGUAUCUUUAGAUGGGAAAAGUCCUACAACUUCCCUGCUGGGAAUUUCCGGGAGUUGUGAGGAAAGCUUUGCCCGUCACACAAAGGAUUGCACCUUUAGCCAUUCUCUAGGGCUUUUGAGGCGGGAGAUCCCAAAUUUCUGGGAGGGAGCGAGUAGACGUGCAUUUGGUUUCCAUUUUUCAUGCAAACUUGCCUAAUGUCACUGUCUUAAAGCAAUAUGCAGUCCAAGACAAACGCUC